UUUAGCGUGAUCGUGGUCGUGCACCUGUGAUGACAGCACGUGCUACAGCUGAGUGGCGGGUCUCUUUCUUGGAAAAGUGAACGGGAAGACCAGUGACGGUGAAGGAAUGUUCGGGCUUUGAGACUAGUAACACCUGUGUAGAGUGAGUGACCAGCCGCGAGACCAGCAAGCACGUGCACGAAGGGAUACCAUCUGAUGAGCCACCAGCAAAGCUGUUGAGGAUAGGGAAAAUGAACGGCGCACGACUCUUCUAAAUGGUAAUUGAAAAAAGUACAAAUUACAAAUAAUCGCCGGCCAGGUUUCUCCUGCAUCUUCUUGCGACGUUCAACUUCUAACGACGAUUUCACCGCGGAUGGAUACCCGUUACCUGGUGAAACGUCUUCAUCACGACUGGGUACGGCUCGUAACGGUGGGAUCACGAGUCCUUUGAUGUGCGCCGCGGUCGCGCGACAAGCUGGAUUUUUAAUUCGUCGAACCGGUCAACUUGCACGGGACACAACGACGGCGUAUCUCGAUUUAAUUAUCAACCAGCUAUCCGCUUGUCCGCCCGGUCGAUUUCGACGAAUUCGCUUGUUCGACGGCCAACGCGGUGACUUUCACCUCCGCCAGAUUGAGAGGUAGCCGCGGGACCGUUCACAGAAUGCUGACAGCUGCCGUUUACAUAAUUUAAAUAGAUGUUACAGACCGUCCAGGAUGGACAUGAUCGGGUACAAUCACCACGACGAGGCCGCGAGCGUCGAGAACAGCAUCGACGACGACGGUGACCUCGAGGGCCAGAACGAGGACGAAGAGGAAGAGAUUCUAUCGUUCGUCGACAUAGAUCGGCGGCCGCUGACGAUAGAUCAGCUGACCGGUGCCAGUGGCGACAAGAGAUGCAAGAUGCCAUUCAGGAGAAGCCUGUUCUCAAACGUGCCGCCGUACCUCGCGUUCCAGUCGUUCGACUGCAAGGGCCCAUUACUGCCGUACGAAGUAACCAAACACCUGAAGUGGCGUUUGAGCACGAUCACACCAUUAAUCGUACGUCGUACCUUGGUCAACUCAGGUUUUCGGUUGAUGAAGAAGUGCCAGGAGUGGUGCGGCACCUGGGGCAAGCACAUGAAGUCGAUGUGCUUCCGGGCGCUGAAGGACUCGCAGAAGAUCAACCAUUUCCCGGGCACCUUCCAGAUCGGCCGCAAGGAUUGCCUCUGGUUGAACCUGAGCAGGAUGAUGGUCAAGCACGAGGUGAAAGAGUUCGGUUUCGUCCCGCGGACGUACGUGUUGCCACGCGAUUUGAGUUGUUUCCGGCAAGUGUGGAAGAAGCUCGGUAGCAAGGCGAAGUGGAUCGUGAAACCGCCGGCGUCGGCACGAGGCACCGGUAUAAAGGUGGUCCACCGUUGGUCCCAAAUACCAAAGAAACGCGCGGUGAUCGUGCAACAGUAUCUGUCCAGACCGAGAUUGAUCAGCGGCGCUAAAUUCGAUCUGCGUCUCUACGUGCUGGUCACCAGCUUCAACCCGUUGAAGAUCUACAUUUACCCGGACGGGCUGGUCCGGUUCGCGUCGGUCAAAUACAACGACGACAUCAACUACCUCAGUGAUCGAUUCAUGCACCUGACCAAUUACAGCAUCAACAAGACCAAUUCCACGUACACCAGCAACGACUGCGUGGACUCGUGCACGGGUCACAAGUGGGCGCUUAAGACUCUUUGGACGUAUCUCGAAAAAGAAGAUGUGAACGUUCCCAAAUUGUGGGCCAACAUGAAGGACAUUGUCGUGAAAACUAUGAUAGCUGGGGAAUCGUCUAUCACAUCUUUGACCAGAGCCAACACCUCCUCGCGAUAUUGUUGUUACGAACUGUUCGGCUUCGACAUUCUCCUGGACGAGAAUUUGAAGCCUUGGUUGCUGGAGGUGAACAUUUCCCCGUCGUUGCAGUCUUCCUCGCCACUGGACACCGCCAUCAAGGGGCCACUGAUUAAAUCUGUAUUCAACAUAGCCGGAUAUCAACUGCCAAACACUUUAUCUACUGAGGAGGCUGGGAAAUUGGCACAGAAAUACCAAUUGGACAUGGUAUCCCAGGAUUACAGGCUGCAUAGAUCUACGCUGACUUACGUGGAGCGUCAGAAACAAUCGUUGUACUCGAAUCUGAGACUGCGCGAGGAUUAUGUGAACGAUAUAAUAAAGGAUCUCACGCCGGACGACGUUCGACACUUGAUUGCGUACGAGGACGAGCUGACGCAAUUGGACAGGUUCGAGAAGAUCUUCCCCACUGCCACCAGCUACGAGUACCUGCAAUACUUCGACGUACCGAGGUACUACAACAUGCUGUUCGACGCGUGGGAGACGAAGUACGCGGACAAUAGAUCGAUCGGGAUCAUAAGAUUGCAAAAACUGUGCCGGCAGAAGUACCAUCUGGAGCAGCAAAUGGUCUAUUAGGUGACUGUGUUCUCCUUCUUCUUUUUUUUUAACCGGUUACCGUUUUAAGGAAACGCGUCGUUGAGAUGAAUUUGAACAUAAACGAGGAAAAUACAUUUCUUCUCCAUUUUUUUUUACAUACUAUAUUGUACACUGUAUAUCACCGUGUUGUAUAUGAACGAUCAUAUAAGGAUGUCAAAUAGAUGUUCGCGUCAGGUGCCUUUCCCACGGUUGUGCAAAUUUACUUUAAUGUAUGGAAUUUUGUGUCUUAAUAAAAUUAACACAUUACAACGAUUGAAA
Ceratina calcarata is the source of this 2688-nucleotide messenger RNA. RefSeq names its product tubulin polyglutamylase TTLL4. The record is from RefSeq and is a predicted model, not a curated record. Gene Ontology annotation, molecular function: tubulin binding; tubulin-glutamic acid ligase activity. Gene Ontology annotation, cellular component: ciliary basal body. Gene Ontology annotation, biological process: microtubule cytoskeleton organization; protein polyglutamylation. Bases 694 to 2409 code for a protein of 571 amino acids. The transcript is spliced from 7 exons. Lineage: Eukaryota; Metazoa; Arthropoda; Insecta; Hymenoptera; Apidae.